AUGUACACGGUCGACAAUGAGGGGAGGGGGAGGAGGGCGAGCCAACGUGACCAAAGAUUAUUGAGGAGCUCCUCUAGGAUCUUUGAACGUGACGGCGACGGCGGCCGCGCGCCCCGGUGGCUGGUCUCAGAAGCGCGCGCCCGCGGGAGAGAGAGAGAGGGAGAGGGAGCGGCGCGCGGCGGCGUCAACUGUCGAGCAGCAGCAGCAGCAGCAGCAGCAGCGACGACAACAACAACAGCCCGAGGACCACGUCCAUCGCCCUCGCCUUCCCCCUCGUCUCGUCUCGCCUCACCUCACCUCACCGCCAGCCCCCACCUCACCGCCGGCAGAGCGGCCGCCAACAUGGACCUCUCCUUCAUGGCCGCGCAGAUCCCUGUUAUGACAGGUGCCUUCAUGGAUUCGCCCAUCGACGAAUGCAACACCGAGUUCUCACCCUUUAAUUCCUCGACCAACAUGAAUGAAGCCCCCUCAGCAAACCAGCCCGAGGAACCUGCCCCUCCCUCCAACGAUGCCAUCUGGUUAUGGAUUGCGAUUAUUGCCACCAUCGGCAACAUUGUGGUGGUCGGCGUGGUGUAUGCCUUUACUUUUUAGGUGAAUCCGGCGACCUGAGGCGACUGCCCUCCCCCGGCCUGCCUCCAGGUUAGAGGAACUCAGCGGCCUUCCAGCUCAUCCCCCUUCUCAGUGUGCAUGCUGUAAUGGUGAUCAUGCCAACUGUGUCUGCUCGCAGUCACUUGACAAUCAACAUGUCUCAGCCUGUAUCCAGGGAGCUGGGUGUUCUCCGUGAGAUGAGCUCUGGUCUGCUGUCUUUCAACGAAGAAACCCUUGUAUAAAGAACAAUGACAUUUGUCUGUUGAAAGACCCUUUCCUGAUGCAAUUCACGAUGCAGUUUUCAUCAUUCAAGUAUUCAGUACAUUCCGAUAAGCCAACUAUUUGGUGACAGUGUCAAAGUUCACUUUGAGAAUUGAGACACUGCAACAGGUUAACUUUUGGAAUACUAUAGAUUUUUUUUUUUAAAUACAAGUCAAUUUUAUCCAAGGAAAAUAAGUUUGAUGGAAAUCAGAUUCAAAUUGCCAAUGGUUUUUAUUGAGGUCAACUUGUCCCGAGUCAUGGACAAUUCUUGGGUGCCUAUGUAUCAUGAGACUAACGGGGUCAAGUUAGAAAUACCAAAAAAAAAAGUUUGUGAGUUGUGGGAUGGCCUCUUAAGUUUUGGGGGGGUUUAGUUUUAAUUCCACCUGAAUGUUUGUAAACGACACAAAUGUUUUUGUGGUGGUAAGAUUGGUGAGAAUUGCAUUGUAUCUGAGGACUCUGGUUCAGUGUUUGAGAGCUGGGCUUGUAUUCAAGCAGAAAACCAGUGGGUUGUGCAGAAGCAGGGGGAACUGGAGGAGCAGUAGAACACAUUUCCACCAUGUCCUCUCGAUUUCCCCCUCUCAGACCUGUGCUGAAGUUUGGCAGCAUGGCAAUGCCGUUAUUUGCUAAGUUGAAAAGCCUGUGGGAAUAAGUGUGAAGCUGCCAAUAAGUGCGGAAUCGCUCUCCCGCUGUAAGUACAAAAAACACAGUUAAUUAAUCAGUUAUAAUGCAAUCCAGCAGGACAAAGCGAGGUAGAAAGAGAUCUUGAGCAAGUGUACUAGUUAGACAACUGUGAAUCAGUACCUACGCUUACAAUGGUCAGUGAAAUUAUUGGAAAUUAAUAUUCUUCUUCUUUGGCAGUCUCUCAGGGUUACAAACAACUUGUUAUCAUUCCAGUUUUAGAGAUUCUGAGGUGCCGGAUGAGAGCAAUGCAGAACCCCCAGACUCUGCAGGAAGGGUGUGAUGGUGGGUUAGUCAGGAGGUACUGCUUUUGCUUGGCUUCCGUGCGCUCCCAUUCUCGAGACUCAAGGUCCACAGCGCUUUCCUGGACAUCCCUUCUCCAUUUUGAACGAUUUUUCGGGCCCAGGAUUGCCACAGGUCAACAAAGAAUGUUCUAUUUUUCUCAAGGAAGGUUUGUGAAUGUCCUUGAAACAUUUUUAUUGACAUGGAAAUGUCUUGCCAUUGCGGAGUGCCUGGUAGUCAGACAAGUAGCUGACGUGGAUGGCUUGGAUCCUCAAUGCUAGAAAUGUUGGCCAGGGAGAGGAUGCUGAUGUUGGUUCACUUAUUUUACCAACAAGUAUGGAGGAUGUUGCAGAAGUAGUAGUGGUAGCACCUCCCUGGUGCUGUGUGUUAUAGGUAGUCCAUGUCUCAGGCUUGAAAGAGGUCAGGGACCAAUGCUCUCUGGUGGGCCAUGUGCUUUGAGGUGCCUGUUAUAGGUAGUCCAUGUCUCAGAGGCGUACAAUAGGGCAGGGAUCAUUGCUGUCUGGUAGACCGUGAGCUUUGAGAUACCUUCUUUUAAUUUAGUUUAGUUUAGAGAUACAACACUUUGGCCCACCGAGUCCGUGCCGACCAGCACUAUCCUACACCCACUAGGGACAAUUACAUUUAUACCAAGUCAACUAACCUACAAACCUGUACGUCUUUGGAGUGUGGGAGGAAACUGAAGAUCUUGGAGAAAACCCACGCAGGUCACGGGGAGAACAUACAAAUUCCAUACAGGCAUCACUUGUAGUCUAAACCACUGGCGGCUGCCAUGUCCACAGUCUCUGUCCUUUCUUCUUUUUGUUAUUUUUAGUAUAUGUUAAAAAAUAUGUUAAAGUUUUCCUUGGUUUGU
Messenger RNA from Amblyraja radiata (thorny skate), 2680 nucleotides. RefSeq lists its product as uncharacterized. The coding region runs from base 1 to 591 and encodes 196 amino acids. The transcript is spliced from 3 exons. Lineage: Eukaryota; Metazoa; Chordata; Chondrichthyes; Rajiformes; Rajidae. The record is from RefSeq and is a predicted model, not a curated record.